CCUCGACGCAGCAUCUCGACCUCCUCCGUACAACACUCGAGUCUCCUAACCUCAUCCCCCAUGUCCCAUUCUCAUUGUUUAAAACAUACAGCUGUCAAUACGGUAAUCACAACGGAAAACAGACAGUCCCGUCCUCCGACACAUCUUCUGUUCGGUCCGUUCUUUCGUCGCCUCCUCCCGCCCAUCCGCCGACCAUGCAGGGCUUCAAUAUGGGCCGUUACGUCCCCCCGGACCUGGAGGGGACGACGACAGGCAACAAACUCCAUUCCAAACUACCACCGGGCCGCCGCGCCUCCAAGCCGGGCACGCAAACCGUCCGCUUCGAGAUGCCCUUCGCCGUCUGGUGCGACCACUGCCCGAAACCCACCCUGAUCGGCCAAGGCGUGCGCUUCAACGCCGAGAAGCGCCGCGCAGGGAACUACUACACCACCCCCAUCUGGUCCUUCCGCAUCCGACACGCCGACUGCGGCGGCGACCUCGAGCUGCGCACCGAUCCGCAGAACACAGCCUACAUUGUCGCCUCGGGCGGUCGGAAACGCGACGACGGGACCUCGCGAGAACAACAGCAACAACAAGAAGGACCUCUCGUCAUCCUCACCGAUUCUGAGCGCGAGGCUCUACGCAAGAGCGCCUUCGCGAGUCUGGAACGCACCAUCGAGGACCGCGAGGCCCUGCGCGCCACCUCCGAACGCAUAGACCAGCUCGCCGACGUGUCGUACCGCCAGUGGGAUGACCCUUACGAGCGGAACCGUGCCUUGCGAAGGGCCUUUCGUGUCGGUCGCAAGCAGCGCGAGAAGCAAACACUGGCCGACGAUGCCCUUCGCGACCGGAUCGGAGCAAGCAUAGAACUGCUCCCUGCCACUGAGGAGGACGCGAGGAGGGCUGCGCUGGUCGACUUUGGGGCGGUACCAGAAGACGAAGAGGAGGAGAAGGAGGAUGAGAGGGAGGGGGCGGAGGGGGCGGAGGAGGAGGAAGAAGAGAAGGAACAAGAGAGAGUCGCGAAGAAAGAAGUCACCGUCAGGAACCGCCGGCCGCACAAGGCCCUGGCGAAACCUCUGUUCGCCACAACCGCCAACGGCUCGUCAUCUCGAGGAAUCAGCAUGACUUCUACAAUGCUGCCGCAAGGGACCCCCAAGGCCGAGGUGCUGGCUGCGCAACGGCGCCGGGGCUUCGUCUCCGAGGUAGUGAACAACACCCGUGCCGCUCACGACCCAUUUCUACUGGACAAUAGACCCCCUGGCUCCGCAUCGGGACGAGCCCUUGUUCGGAUUCCAGGGGUCAAGCGGAAGCGAGCCAUUGACGAGGGAGCCGACAACGAGCUGGUGAUGAGGGCAAACAACAACAUAUCGAGUGGUGUGCCUGAUAAGCCACCUGAUCCAGCAACACAGACAUCCGCGCCCAAAACUGCUUUGAUUAGCUAUGGGUCCGACUCGGAUUGACUACCCUUUCUUUUUUCUCUGUUUUGUUUCGGCAGGUGUUAGGCGUUUCGUUGGGAGGCCAUCUACUUGGAGCAAUCUCUGGCCACAAGGUAAUGGACAUACGGAUAGAACUAGACGAUACCCCGCUGCUUCAGCUGCAGGCGUGUAAUACACAUGGCAUU
Messenger RNA from Sodiomyces alkalinus F11, 1600 nucleotides. RefSeq lists its product as hypothetical. Bases 210 to 1439 code for a protein of 409 amino acids. Gene Ontology annotation, biological process: mRNA splicing, via spliceosome. The transcript has a single exon. Lineage: Eukaryota; Fungi; Ascomycota; Sordariomycetes; Glomerellales; Plectosphaerellaceae. The record is from RefSeq and is a predicted model, not a curated record. Gene Ontology annotation, cellular component: post-mRNA release spliceosomal complex; U2-type spliceosomal complex.